Perognathus longimembris pacificus (Pacific pocket mouse) is the source of this 963-nucleotide messenger RNA. Its product is annotated as olfactory receptor 2W1-like. Gene Ontology annotation, molecular function: olfactory receptor activity; G protein-coupled receptor activity. The record is from RefSeq and is a predicted model, not a curated record. Bases 1 to 963 code for a protein of 320 amino acids. Gene Ontology annotation, biological process: G protein-coupled receptor signaling pathway. The transcript has a single exon. NCBI's taxonomy places the organism in Eukaryota, Metazoa, Chordata, Mammalia, Rodentia, Heteromyidae. Gene Ontology annotation, cellular component: membrane.
AUGGAACCGAGGAGCAAUUAUACUUAUUUACAUGGGUUUGUUCUGCUUGGCUUCUCUGACCAUCCCGAACUAGAGAUGACCCUGUCAGGAAUCGUGGCCAUCUUCUACUUUAUUACAUUGGUGGGGAACACAGCUAUCAUUCUGGCAUCUCUCCUGGAUUCUCAUCUCUACACGCCAAUGUAUUAUUUCCUCAGGAAUUUAUCUUUCCUAGACUUAUGUUUCACAACCAGCAUCGUCCCUCAGAUGCUGGUUAACUUGUGGGGGCCUGAGAAGACCAUCAGCUAUGUGGGCUGUUUCAUCCAACUCUAUGUUUAUAUGUGGUUUGGCUCCAUCGAGUGUCUUCUUUUGGCUGUCAUGUCCUAUGAUCGUUUCACAGCCAUUUGUAAGCCCUUGCAUUAUUCUGUAAUCAUGAACCCCCAUCUCUGUCUCAAGAUGAUUAUCAUGGUCUGGAGCAUUAGUCUGGCCAAUUCUGUAACAUUAUGUACUCUCACCGUGAAUUUGCCUAGAUGUGGAAACAACCUUUUGGAUCAUUUCCUGUGUGAGCUGCCAGCUAUGGUCAAGAUAGCGUGUGUAGACACUACCGCGGUAGAAAUGUCUGUGUUUGCCUUGGGCAUUGUCAUUGUCCUCACCCCCCUGGUCCUUAUUCUUAUAUCCUAUGGCUACAUUGCCAAAGCUGUGCUGAGAAUGAAAUCAAAGGCAGGACGGCGCAAAGCAAUGAACACCUGUGGAUCUCAUCUCACGGUGGUGUCCAUGUAUUACGGAGCUAUUAUCUACCUCUAUCUACAACCAGGUAACAGUGCCUCCAAGGACCAGGGCAAGUUCUUCACCCUCUUUUACACCAUUAUCACUCCAAGCCUCAACCCCCUCAUCUACACCUUGAGGAAUAAGGACAUGAAGGAUGCACUGAAGAAGUUGAUGAGGGUUCAGCAGGCCUCUGCAAAGCUGAAGAAAACUUGGAAGUGA